Molecule: messenger RNA, 2082 nt
Organism: Portunus trituberculatus (swimming crab)
Lineage: Eukaryota; Metazoa; Arthropoda; Malacostraca; Decapoda; Portunidae
Product: beclin-1-like protein B
Exons: 3
Coding region: 1-1062 (353 amino acids)
Source: RefSeq, a predicted model, not a curated record
AUGGUACUGGUGAAGUUAAGAGCAUCUCCCCUACGCCCACCACCUUACCAACACGCCCACACCUUCACACAUGCCCACCACAACCUAGCCACUACCUCGUGGGUGGGUGUGGAGGUGUUGGCGUGCUUGUGGGCGUCCUAUAUUUUCACUCGUGUCUCAGUCUUCAUUGGACGUUUGAAGGAGGAGGAACGGUGCCCCUCUUCCUCCUCCUCUUCCUCCUCUUCCUCCUCCAUUGAAAAGUGCUUUACAGAAAUGGACGGGUUUUUCCUAUCCAUCUUCCUGGCUGUGUGCAUUGUACUGGCUGUGGUCGUGCGCUGCCUAUGUUACCGUCUCUCCUGCGUCCGUGAACUGCUGUCUGGCACCCCUGAGAGCCGCCCUGGGGAAGAAAUACUACCCCGCACCACCCCUGCUGUCAUCACCCCUGCGAGACACCCCGGGGUUACCUCUACUGUGGCUGUCAAUAUCCCUGAGUCGCCAACACCUCAACAUGGCGCGGUGUUUACAAUAUAUACAUUCCCACAGCAAGAUUCCCCCAGGCCGCCACGCACCCCUGAGCCCCCCAAGUACUGCUCCCUACCCCAGGAUUCACCCCCGAAGUAUGAGGAUUUAUUUCCCCUAGCGGAUUUUUCGUUAGCGUGUAAGAAUAGUGGUGGUGGUGGUGGUGGUGGUGGUGGUGGUGGUGGUGGUAGCAAAGUGGUGAAUAAUAACUACACAAAUGAGAAUAAUAAUAGUGGUAGUGGUGGUGAUGGUGGUGGUGGUGGUGGUGAUAGUGGUAGUGGUGACGUGAAUGCUAAUGCUUCUACAAGUGCUGAUAAAGAUACUACUACUACUACUAUUACUACUACUACUACUGAUGCUGCUGCUACUACUGCUACUACUACUACUGCUACUAUUACUACCACAGACAAUACCACCUCUGCUACUGCUACUACUACUACUUCUACGAGUACUACUACUACUACUACUACUGCUACACUAUCACCACCUACUUUAGACAUCCCUACUACUACUACUACUACUACUACUACCACCGGCUCUACCACCCCCUCCCCCCUCUCCUAACAGAUCUCCACGACCUAAUAGAUUAACCACUACUACUACUACUACUACUACUACUACUACUACUACUCCUACCACUCCUCCAGCCCUCCCCCCUCCCCCCUCCCCCAAUAGAUCACCAAUGACUAAUAGAAGAUGAAAUAGUUAAAUAUGUAAAUAGUAUUAAUUUUUUUUAAGGUUUAUAUGAGACACCCCUUAAAAAUAUCAAAGAAAACGGUGAUUGGAAGAAAACGGAGGAUAGGAGUGGGAAAAAAAGUGGAUUUGUGUCAAUUUGAAAGGUUGUGAGCGAAAUAUUGAAUAGAAAACGACGAUUAAUGAUAGAAAACGAGAAUUAGUGGAGUCUUGAGCGAAUACAUAAGGAUAGUGUAUAGAAAACGGAGAACGAAUGAUAAAAGAAAAUGUAGAGAAAGAAAAUGGGAAAUAAUAAUGAUGGAUAAGGAGACAGAGUGAAUACAAAUGAAAAGAAAAUGGUAAAGAAUGUGUUUAUAAAUAUACCGUAGUCCGUCCAUAAAAUAAGAGGUUGUCACAGAAAACGGGAGGCAAAAAGUGACCUUGUGCUGUGUAAGAAAACGGGAUGAGAGAGAGAGAGAGAGAGAGAGAGAGAGAGAGAGAGAGAGAGAGAGAGAGAGAGAGACUUCCAUACAUAUAGAAAGAUUGUAGUUUCAUAUUACAGAGAGAGAGAGAGAGAGAGAGAGAGAGAGAGAGAGAGAGAGAGAGAGAGAGACUUCCAUAUAUAUUAAAAGAUUGUAGUCUUAUAUUACAUUGAAAGAGAGAGAGAGAGAGAGAGAGAGAGAGAGAGAGAGAGAGAGAGAGACAUGGCUUUGCUCAAAUAGUGCCAAUGUUAUUAUUAUUGUUAUGAGAGAGAGAGAGAGAGAGAGAGAGAGAGAGAGAGAGAAGUGCCUUAUGUUAAUUAAGAACAAUUACUUAAUUACAAAUAACUCAUGAAGGUGCAAACUACUAUUAUUAUUAUUAUUAUUAUUAUUAUUAUUAUUAUUAUUAUUAUUAUUAUUAUUAUUAUUUAUA